AUGGCUCCGACAAGGCUUCGACUACAAAAUCAUUCUCAAAGAUCUAAUGAAACCUUCAAGGAAUAUGCUCAAUGUUGGCGCGAGAUGGCAUUUAGAGUCCGGACAACAUUAUCUGACAACGAAUUAGUGGAUAUCUUCAUGGGUACACUGCAAGGGAUGUAUUUUGAGAAGAUGAUCAGUAGUUCAUCAAUAAAUUUUGCUGAUAUGGUAACCAUUGGGGAACAUGUUGAAAGUGGGCUAAAAUUAUGGAAAAUCACAGACACGACCGCACAACAGACAACCAACAAGAGGCCGCAUAGGGGCUUCGCUAAAAAGAAGGAGGGGGAAGCAAACGCUGUGACGGCGAAGGCCCGCCCCCGAUAUCAAUUUACGAUGGCCCCUAUGCCGUAUUAUCCGUAUCCAUAUGUCGCUGCAGCUCAAUAUCAGCAACCUCCAUUCCAGUACCAACCGCAGAAAGGUAAUCAACAACCAACACCCGCUCAGAAAAUUCUGAACCAACAAUAUAAUCGUGAUAACAGAGGAAAAAAUCGAGGUCAUAACAACAUAGAAAAUUUUGGUAAUCGUCCCCACUUCGGUAAGAUCCAGGUACCAUAUGAAGAGUUAGUGCCGUAUCUGAUCCAUGUGGGGGUUAUUGUACCAAGAGAACUUCCAGCAACCUCUCCUCCCUUUAAUCGCAUUCACAAUCCUAAUGCCACAUCCGUUUUCCAUGCUGGGUAUAUAGAACAUUCUAUCGAGGAUUGUUGGGCUCUCAAAAAGAGGAUCCAAGAGUUAAUUGAUCAAGAGAUUUUGUCUUUCUCUGAAGAAAAACCGAAUGUAAAGACUAAUCCCUUACCAAACCAUGGUGGCGCAACAGUCAAUGCUAUGAUUGAAGAGGAGGCUACCGAAUCUAUACUAAGGGCCGAAGAAGUGAAGACUCUGAUGUCCGUUGUGUUACAGAGGCUUGAACAGUUUGGGUUUCUAGAAGGUGUACAUGAUGAUUGCGUAGUAUGCGAGUUUGAUCCGGACAAUUGUGACAGGUUGAGGGGUUGUGUGCAAGAACCGAUGGAUCAAGGGUUAAUACAGUUCUCCAAGUAUCAAACAAUAGAAGAUGGGGCAGUAAUUGAACCAAUAACAUUUGUGUAUAGAAAAAAGAAGGUUGAAGCUCCUCCCAAGAGGAUUCAUCCGAUUCAUUUCCGUGUUCCCACUCCGCUCCCGUAUUAG
Lathyrus oleraceus (garden pea) is the source of this 1200-nucleotide messenger RNA. RefSeq lists its product as uncharacterized. The coding region runs from base 1 to 1200 and encodes 399 amino acids. NCBI's taxonomy places the organism in Eukaryota, Viridiplantae, Streptophyta, Magnoliopsida, Fabales, Fabaceae. The transcript has a single exon. The record is from RefSeq and is a predicted model, not a curated record.